This is a messenger RNA of Rotaria socialis, 3099 nucleotides long. NCBI's taxonomy places the organism in Eukaryota, Metazoa, Rotifera, Eurotatoria, Philodinida, Philodinidae. The record is from the annotation of a GenBank genome assembly.
AUGCCAAAUGAAGGACAAAGAUUUAGUUCGUUACGAAUGGAUAUUGAGAGUGUCUUAAAGCCAUUCGAUGAUGAACAACAAUAUUUACGAAAACUCCGUAAUUCAUCCGCCAUUGAACCGAUUUUACUUCGUUUACUCGACUUAUUAAAUGACGACGACUAUCGUUUAUUAUUUUCUUCAAUAAAUCGACAAAAACUAGAUUCCAAAUGGUUAGAAACAUUCAGUAAAUUAUGUAUGAAACGUUAUUUAGAAGUAGAUGAUAUAUUUUUCGCUGAUCACAAUUUAACUAAUAAAAUCAAAUCCGAAUCAAGUUCAAAAUCAAUUUUCGACUCUUUCAUUAACUAUCUCAAAGAAAAUUUCCAAAAUGGUUUUUCUGUUCAUUAUUUUCAUGCUAUUAUCUAUGAAUUAGAACAAUUAAAUCAAUUUAAGAUCGAUGAAAUAUCUAAACAAUUAAAGAAAAAUAAUGAAAUAAUACAAAAAUUGUUUUUAUUAUUUGAAAAUAGUCCGAAUAUCGUUGAUGAUUCAAUUAUACAUAUAAGUUCGACACCAGCACAACCGAUUUAUAUUAAUUAUAAACCAGUACAUAUGGUUUAUAUACGUACAGAAGUUAUUAUUAAAAAUGAUCACAAUUUACAAUUACCAACAAAAGGCAUAGUUAAUAAAUUUGUUGCUGAUUUAAUUCAUACAAAUGUAAUAAAUAUUCUUGAAGAAAAAACGAACAAAACUUAUGAUAUUCCAACGAAAUAUCUUUAUUUUGCUCAAUCAUGUGAAAAGAACAUUAUUUUACCAUUGAAAUUACGUGUACUUAUUAUUGAUGGUCAAACGAAAAGGCAUCGCUUCGGAUUAAUUGGUGAGGAACCAGGAAAAAAUAAUCAAUACCGUUGUUUAAUAUUUUUCACGGAUGAUACAGCAAACAUAUCAGCUAGUUAUCAUUCAUCAUCGGAUAUUCAUAUAUGUUUAGAUCAAAAAUUUGAAUAUGAAAAUGAUUUUCUUAAUAGCUAUUUCAAGUCCUAUCCGGAACGUAUGAUGCUACGUGCUAAAGAAGGCACAAUUGUUAAAAUACGAAAUCCGUUAUUUAUCACUAGGAAUGUAUUUUUACAAGCUAUGGUCAUACAAAUCGAUUGUUCAAUGAUGUUAAUUGAAUUAAGUAAUACUAGACAACGUUUUUGGAUUUAUCGUGGUUCAACAUUAAUCGAACAAAUGAAUAAUUAUUAUACAACACAAAAUAGUAAUGAUAAUGGUGGUUUUCGUAAGCAAUCAGCUAGACAGCAUCUGUCAGCACGAAGAUCAAAUGCACCGGAAAUUAUUUGUCUCAAUGAUCAAAUGAGAACAAAAUGUGGUCGAACUGCGGAACAAUUAAUUGAUGAAAUAAGAUCUGUAAAACGAGCACGAGUAGAAUCUCAACACGAUGUAAAACAAACUUCAUCAAUAGAAACCGAAUCUCGUACACUCCGAUCACAUCAACACAACAAUACACCACUACCACUGCCAACAACAACAACAACAACAACAACAACAACAACGAUAGCAAGAACAACCUCAUCACUGUCAAAUCUUGUUAUUACGUCAGUGCCAUCACGUGCUAAUCAUACAAAUACAAAGCUUGUCAUGAAUCCAUUAUUUCUUGAAUUAGCUGAAAAUUUUCUUUUGCAGUAUUCCAAAGAUUUCAUUCCACAUUAUUGUUCCAAUAAAUGUGUUAUGUAUGCAGAGAAAUAUUUUGGUCAAUUGCCAAGAACAAUGAAUCCAUUCUUAAAACCAAUAGCAUGUCAAUGGACAAUACUUGAGACAGUACGAAUAAGAAAAGCAAAUGAUAUUCGUGUUAAAAAUUCACGUCCAAUAAUUAUCUACUGUGCACCAUGUGGCAGAAAAUUAUUCAAUGAGAUUCAAGUUGAUAGAUAUCUUUAUGUCACGAAAUCUCAACUAUCAAUUGAACUCUUUGUAUUUGAUAGUUUGGUUAAUAUAAAACAAACUUUUUCUUGCGAUGGCAGAGUUAUAAGUUCUGAUAUAUCAGAUGGACAAGAAAAUGUGCCAAUUAUGGCUGUCAAUGAAGUUGAUAAUGAUAAUCCAAGUGCGCUUACUUAUCGCGUUGAACGUACACCAGUGGAAGGCGUUAAUCUGAUAACUAAUGAACCGACAAUGACGUGCUGUUCGUGUACGGAUGGUUGUAGAGAUAGAACUCGAUGUGCUUGUUGGUUACGUACAUUGAAAUAUGCUGAAUUAGUUGGUGAUGAACGUGUCAAAUCAAUGAAAGCAAAAAAUAAAAGUCAAGCUGAAAUUCUCUAUCAAAUUGGUUAUGGUUUUCGACGUUUACAUAAAAAUGUUCCCGGUGGCAUCUAUGAAUGUAAUAAUAAAUGCCCUUGUAACAAAGAAACAUGUUCGAAUCGGGUUGUUCAAAAUGGAAUUAUUGCACAGCUUCAAUUAUUUAAAACUAUAGGUCGAGGUUGGGGUGUUCGAACCUUGCAUGAUCUUCCAUUAGGAACUUUUAUUAGUGUUUACUCAGGUGAAAUAUUUACGAGUGAACAAGCAGAUGAACGAGGCAAACUAAUUGGCGAUGAAUAUCAAGCUGAUUUAGAUUUUUUUGAGAAUAUUAAUAAUGAUUCCGACGAAGAAGACGACGACAAUGAGAAAAGCGAUGCUAAUUUCUCAUCAGAUAGCGAUGAGGACGAAGAAAAUAAAUUGCCUUCAUCAAAUGCUGAAUCAACGAAUAAACGUUUAGAAAGUUUACGUUCCCGUGAUGCAAACAAUAAAAAAGAACGAAAGAAAACAUCAAAUUCAACAGCUGAAACGAAAGAAAAAAACUCGAUAUUAAACCGAACAUUACUACCGGAUUAUGACGGAGUUGUCUAUACACUUGAUGCGAAAUUAGUCGGUAAUAUUGGACGAUAUUUUAAUCAUUCAUGUUCGCCAAAUAUUGCUGUUCAAAAUGUUUUUGUUGAUACACAUGAUAUUCAUUUUCCAUGGAUUGGAUUUUUCACUACGAAAACAAUUCGAGCAGGAACAGAAUUAUGUUGGGAUUAUAACUAUACAGUAGGUGAAAUAGCCGGCCGUCGAAUGGAUUGUAAUUGUGGCUCAUCUGAAUGCCGCCGUCGAGUCCUCUAG